ACUUUGCAAGUCACUUCUUUAUGGGAGGUGAGAAGUUUGACACCCCUCACCCCGAGGGCUACCUUUUUGGUGAGAACAUGGAUCUGAACUUCCUCGGGAACAGACCUGUUCAGUUUCCUUAUGUAACUCCAGCCCCACAUGAGCCAGUGAAGACCCUGAGAAGUUUGGUGAAUAUCCGCAAAGACUCUCUCCGACUUGUGAGGUAUAAAGAUGAUGUUGACAGCCCUACUGAGGAGAAUGGGAAGCAGAAGGUCCUGUACAGCCUGGAGUUCACCUUCGAUGCGGAUGCCCGUGUUGCCAUCACCAUCUACUGCCAGGCAACAGAAGAGUUUGUUGGUGGCAUGGCAGUCUACAGCACAAAGAAUCCCUCCCUGCAGUCGGAGACGGUUCAUUACAAGAGAGGGGUGAGCCAGCAAUUCUCCCUGCCAUCCUUCAAGAUUGAUUUCUCAGACUGGAAGGAUGAUGAGCUGAACUUUGACUUGGAUCGUGGCGUGUUCCCUGUGGUCAUCCGGGCAGUGGUGGAUGAAGGGGAUGUGGUGGUUGAGGUGACAGGUCAUGCCCAUGUUCUUCUGGCUGCAUUUGAAAAGCACGUCGAUGGCAGUUUCUCCGUGAAGCCCUUAAAACAGAAGCAGAUUGUGGACCGGGUGAGCUAUCUGCUUCAGGAGAUCUACGGCAUCGAGAACAAAAACAACCAAGAGACCAAGCCCUCGGACGACGAGAACAGCGACAACAGCAACGAGUGUGUGGUGUGCCUGUCUGACCUCCGGGACACCCUCAUCCUGCCCUGCAGGCACCUCUGCCUCUGCAACUCCUGCGCCGACACCCUGCGCUACCAGGCCAACAACUGCCCCAUCUGCAGGCUCCCCUUCCGUGCCCUGCUGCAGAUCCGGGCUGUGCGGAAGAAGCCGGGGGCCCUGUCGCCAGUCUCCUUCAGCCCUGUCUUGGCUCAGAGCGUUGACCAUGACGAGCACUCUAGCUCUGACAACAUCCCUCCAGGCUACGAGCCCAUCUCCCUGCUGGAAGCGCUGAACGGGCUGCGCUCGGUGUCGCCCUCCAUCCCCUCAGCUCCUCUCUACGACGAGAUCAGCUACUCGGGCGUGGUGGACGGGCUGCCCCGGCCCCUCGCCGCCGUGGACAGAGCCCUGGAGAGCAGCCACCAAAAGGGCAAACGGAGCAAGUCUCCGGAUAGCACACUACGGUCUCCCUCGUCCCCGAUCCACGAGGAGGAUGAGGAGAAGCUCUCCGAGGACUCCGACUCGCAGCCGGCGCUGAGCGGGGGUGAGCUGGUCCUGAGAGAGACCAGCUCUCCAGAA
Molecule: messenger RNA, 1313 nt
Organism: Merops nubicus (carmine bee-eater)
Lineage: Eukaryota; Metazoa; Chordata; Aves; Coraciiformes; Meropidae
Gene: MGRN1
Product: mahogunin ring finger 1, E3 ubiquitin protein ligase
Exons: 12
Biological process (GO): endosome to lysosome transport; negative regulation of G protein-coupled receptor signaling pathway; protein ubiquitination
Cellular component (GO): plasma membrane; nucleus; cytoplasm
Molecular function (GO): ubiquitin protein ligase activity
Source: RefSeq, a predicted model, not a curated record